Messenger RNA from Fragaria vesca subsp. vesca, 1509 nucleotides. Its product is annotated as probable protein phosphatase 2C 25-like. NCBI's taxonomy places the organism in Eukaryota, Viridiplantae, Streptophyta, Magnoliopsida, Rosales, Rosaceae. Gene Ontology annotation, biological process: protein dephosphorylation. The transcript has 4 exons. The record is from RefSeq and is a predicted model, not a curated record. Gene Ontology annotation, molecular function: protein serine/threonine phosphatase activity; cation binding. The coding region runs from base 50 to 1192 and encodes 380 amino acids.
AAAAUUAACACACAGAACAAGAAGCCCAAAAUUCCAACACUCAACGGACAUGUCGUGCUCCGUCGCGGUGUCGAACUCGCCGGUAUUUUCACCGCCGCCGUCUCGGUUCUGCAACAAGACCUCCAUGAUCUCCCCACCUCCCGAAACCCUAAGCCUGGCGCACCUUAAACAACAGCCCUCGCAGCAAUCUUCGUCUUCGCCGAAUUCGGCUCCGCCGUCGCCGUUCCGUCUCCAGAUUCCGAAGUCUCUGAGUACGUUAUCGGCUUCAGUUGCUGGACCGUCGUCUCCGGUGACGCAAUUGAAGAGGAAGCGGCCGGCGAAGCUUUGCAUUCCGAUUGUAUCGACCGGAUUCGGGGCUGCUCCGGCGAUGCCGUGUGCGGCGGCGCGGAGAGAGCUGGUUGAGGAAGAUAGAGAAGGAUACUACUCUGUGUAUUGUAAGAAAGGGAGGAGAGAGGCUAUGGAGGAUCGGUACUCGGCCACUCUCAAUCUUCAAGGUGAUCCCAAACAGGCGUUUUUCGGUGUAUUUGAUGGGCAUGGAGGUGCAAAAGCUGCUGAAUUUGCGGCUCAGAACUUGGGAAAGAAUAUUUUAGAUGAAGUUGUGAGGAGGGAUGACUACGGUAAUUUUAAGGAAUCUGUCAAGCAUGGUUACAUGAAUACAGAUUCGGAUUUUCUCAAAGAGGAUUCCAGUGGUGGAUCGUGCUGUGUGACAGCUUUGAUCAGGAACGGAACCCUUGUUGUGUCCAAUGCUGGCGAUUGCCGCGCUGUAAUGAGCAGAGGAGGUGCUGCGGAGGCUCUCACAUAUGAUCAUCGACCGUCAAGAGAUGAUGAAAGGACCAGAAUUGAGAACUUGGGUGGCUAUGUUGAUAUGUGUCAUGGUACAUGGAGAAUUCAGGGAUGUCUAGCUGUAUCAAGAGGAAUUGGAGAUGGACACCUAAAAAAAUACGUAACAGCAGAGCCAGAGAGUCAAGUCCUUAGACUCAAACCAGAGCAUGAGUUCGUAAUCUUGGCUUCAGAUGGAUUAUGGGAUAAGGUUAGCAACCAAGAAGCAGUGGAUAUUCUUCGACCUUCAUGCUUAAGCAUUGAUCGCCAACAACCCCUAUUGGCAUGUAAAAAGUUGGUAGAUUUGUCUGUAUCACGAGGCUCCCACGAUGAUGUUAGUGUGAUGGUAGUCCAACUGGGGAGCUACAUAUGAUUUUUCAGCAUCAUUCAUCUGCUGGGAAAUUUUAGCAUCAAUCAGAUAUCUAACACAGGCUGACAGGAAGUGUAGGCGAGAAACUGCUAUGAUGACAGUUGGUAUAGGCAGAUUAAUGCUAAUUCGUUGAAUAUAGAGGCAUUUUAUUUUUUUAACACCCGUAGAAGGGAGAUUUAUUCAGCUUAUUAGUCUCGAAUUGAUUGUAUUCUUUUAUUCUUUAUACAUGACCUACAUUCAUUUAUUUGUUGAUUAACUUGAUUCUUUUGUAAUAAUUUUUUUAUCUCCUAUUGAAUGAGAAUACAUAGAAUGUCACAAAC